AUGGUGUCUGGCUCCCGAGUCGACGGCGGCGCGCAAGUUCUAUCGGCGGGCGUGCGCAGAACUAUUCUGUCGAUUAAAGAGAUCGUCGGCAAUCACUCGGAUGCCGAUAUUUACGUGGCUCUUAAAGAGUCGAACAUGGAUCCUAAUGAAACCGCGCAAAAGUUGCUCAAUCAAGAUCCAUUCCAUGAGGUGAAGAGAAGAAGAGACAGAAAAAAAGAGAGUGUACCCUACAAGAGUUUUGCUACUCCAGAGCCUCAGAAAAGCACUGAGCCUGACCGUAUGCUGGAGAAGAAGAGUACUUACUCUGAUCGUGUGCCUGUGAAGAACAGUACUUACUCUGAUCGUGUGCCGGUGAAGAACAGUACUUACUCUGAUCGUAUGCCUGUGAAGAACAGUACUUACUCUGAUCGUAUGCCGAUGAAGAACAGUACUUACUCUGAUCGUAUGCCGGUCAAGAACAGUACUUACUCUGAUCGUAUGCCGGUGAAGAACAAUACUUACUCUGAUCGUAUGCCGGUAAAAAACAGCACUUACUCUGACCGUAAUGCUCGUAGAAGUGGCUAUAGUCGAGAUACUGCAACUGGAGCUAUCCGGGAGUUUCGGGUUGUCCGUGAUAAUAGAGUUAAUCAGAAUUCUAGUGCAGACUCAAAACCUGCUCAGAGCAAGGUGGCUAUCUCCAGUGGGUCUACCAUGAGCAGUUCUACUGAAACUUCUGGACAUCAAGAGCCUACAGUUGGUCAGCAUUCAUCUCGGGCUCUUAAUAGUUCCGCUCUUACACAACCGAAGCAAGCUAAGGUUACUGCCUCAGGUGUUAAUGGCGGGAAUGAAAUUCUUGGGGAGAAGCACCUCUUGGCUCCAAGUGCUACUUCACGGGUAACAAAGGCAAAUGGUUCUCAACCAUAUUCGGCAGGUUCUUCCAGUAGUUCUGCUGUGGGUGUUUAUUCAUCCAAUUCCGAUCCUGUUCACGUGCCAUCCCCUCAUUCUAAACCCGCUACUAACAUUGGGGCCAUCAGGCGGGAGGUUGGUGUUGUGGGAACUCGCCGUCAGUCGUCUGAAAAUUCGGCCAAGCCCUCAGUAUCUCAGAGCACCCCUUUGUCCAAUACACAUUCAGCACGAGAUGGUCAACAACUGGAGUCAGCUAAACCAUUCAAUGCUAUAUCUCAAAGUGAACAUGCAAAUCAUAAGAUUGCACCCGAGUCUGCUGUACCUGUGAGCAAAUCUUUCUCAAGUAAUCAUCAGUAUGGUAGCAGACCUCAUCAGCCCAUGGGUCAUCAAAAAGCUUCUCAGCCUAAUAAGGAAUGGAAGCCGAAAACCUCUGCAAAACCAGGUACCGGUGGUCCUGGGGUUAUUGGAAGUCCUGUAAAAACAGUUUCUCCUCCUUCGGAUAAGCCCGAUAUAUUGAGAAAAGAGGCAGCUCAGAUAGAAGAUAGUGUUUCACGGUUGAAUAUAUCUGAAAACAAAAAUGUGAUUAUAGCUGCACACAUCCGUGUCUCUGAGACAGACAAGUGUCGACUGACGUUUGGCAGCCUCGGGACUGAUUUAGGUACUUCAGCAAGUUCAAUGAGUGCGAUUGAUGUCAGUACAGAAGCUCUAUCUAUCAAUCAUUCUGCGAGUGCACCAGUCUCUGCACCUGAAUCUUCAGGAGAUGAGCAGGCUGGUGGUAGCAAGCCUUUGGAGGUGAUCGAUGAUUCUGUACGAAGUUCUGGGUCAUUUUCCCCUGCUCUUGGUGGUGUGUCUGAUCACCAACUGAUGGAAAAGAAAGAGUCAUCAGAACCCCAGGAUAUGGACAACUUUGCCGAUGCUGACUUGGUACGGGACAGUAGCCCAUCUUACUCUCCAGAAGCGCUACAGCAGCAAGACACGCCUGAAUUGCCUACCUUUUCUGGUUAUGAUCCACAGAUGGGGUAUGACAUGUCGUACUUUCGCCCAGUUGUUGAUGAAACUGUUAGAGGGACUGGCCUACCAUCAUCUCAAGAGGUCCUGAGCACUCACACUACAAGCACUAUUGCUGCCUCAUCAAUUGCAAUGGUACAGCAACCGCAACAACAGCAACAACUGGCCCAGAUGUAUCCUCAGCUUCAUUUUACAAACAUAAUGCCCUAUCGCCAGUUUCUAUCUCCUGUCUAUGUGCCGCCAAUGCCUGUUCCCGGCUACUCUAACAGCCCCGCGUACCCUCACCCCUCCAACGGCAACAGCUACGUGUUGAUGCCCGGAAACAGCUCUCAUCACCUUUCGGCCAGUGGCGUAAAGUAUGGUGUCCAGCAGUUCAAGCCCGUGCCGGCUGGUGGGCCCACCGGUUUCGGAAACUUCACCAGCCCUGCUGGCUAUGAUGAGUCAUCCCGGAUAAAAUAUAAAGACAAUCUUUAUGUCCCGAACCCUCAGGCAGAGACAUCUGAAAUUUGGAUGAACCCAAGGGAACUUCCUGGCCUACAGUCGGCCUCGUAUUACAACAUGCCUGGGCAGACACCACAUCCCGCUUAUCUGACUUCACACACUGCCCAUGCUUCUUUUACGGCUGCUCAAUCUUCUCACAUGCAGUUCCCAGGUAUGUACCAUCAUCCACCAUCUCAGCCUGGGGCCAUAGCCGGCCAACACCAUAUCGGGCCCACCAUUGGCGGCAGUGUUGGGGUUGGUGUGGCAGCACCAGGUCCUGGGGCUCAGGUGGGUGCCUACCAGCAACCGCAAUUGGGCCACCUGAAUUGGACCGGGAAUUUUUGA
Striga hermonthica is the source of this 2718-nucleotide messenger RNA. The record is from the annotation of a GenBank genome assembly. Lineage: Eukaryota; Viridiplantae; Streptophyta; Magnoliopsida; Lamiales; Orobanchaceae.